AUGCCGGCUGGAUAUUCCUGGACAGGUUCUGCGACGUCAAUGACAACACACCAUAGGUGCCAUAAGCGAAUUUCACGUGCACGUGCCAAAUGCUGACUGUGCUCGACCACCACCACCACAGCAAUAGUAGCAGCAGCAGCUGCAGCUCCAUCUCGUACCCCACGAAGAAUCCGCCGAGCACCAUGGCAUCGUCGCUCAAGCGUCGGCGCACUGGGGACACGAAGAGCUUGGAAGCGUUGUCCCUGACGCUGAAAAUGAAGUGCCUGAUCGUCGAAGCCCACAUGACCAACAUGAAUAUGGACGUGCUGGAGCGCAACUUGGAAUCGAUUGCCAACGAAUUGGCGCUCUUAUAUGUCUUUGGCAUCCAGAACGAAUCGUCUUGCGUCCGGUUCAUGCACUCGGCCUACGAUCGCGUGAACAAGUUGAUGGCGAUGAAGAACGUGGACAGCGAACGUCGCACCCUUUCUUCCUCCCCCGAUGCGCUGUGGACGGCAUCCAAGUCCCAGGCGCUGUCGGUCCACGACGCCGAUGUGAACAUGACCGCAUGCUACGAAAUUACCCUCGACGACAUUGCCAUGUUCUGGAAGCAAAUACAGUUGGCCAAGGCCAAGGCGACUACGUUAUGGAACGCCGAGAACCUCCACGACGCGAUGCCGUACAUGCGCGCAGCCGACACGUACUUCAAGCGCCUGCACCUCAAGUGCCAAAAGCUCAACCUGGACUACGCCAUGAUCGGAGCUCGGUGCAUCGUCCCCAUGGCCAAGAAAGCCAAGCGCGUGUCGUUCGCGGACAAAGUCGAGUUCGUCGGCACCGCCCAAGCCGACUUCGAUCGGUCGCCCAUCUCCCCCACCAAACCUACGCCGUUGGAAGCGUUGUUAUUGCGUGCGUCGCGCGAGUUCCCCAUGCCUUCGUUUUAGAGCUAUACGUUAACCUUAUUUAUUCAUGUAUCGGCUUAGUCCUUGC
This is a messenger RNA of Aphanomyces astaci, 963 nucleotides long. RefSeq lists its product as hypothetical. The transcript has a single exon. The record is from RefSeq and is a predicted model, not a curated record. Lineage: Eukaryota; Oomycota; Saprolegniomycetes; Saprolegniales; Verrucalvaceae. The coding region runs from base 90 to 917 and encodes 275 amino acids.